GGAACCAGAAGGAACCUUUAUAGAACCUGACAUGCGCAAAAAGACGCGGAACUUUCAGUCGUAUCUCUUGGAAUUAACAUUUUCUUUGUUCUCAUGCUCGACUAGCAAAUUAGUUGAAUAUAGCAUAAAAUAUUUAAAGGGAAUUCUUAUUGUUUUUGUCUCGUAUCAUCUAUUGAACUCAUUCCUUCCAUGUUGGUCUUACUUGCAUUGCUAUAAUUCACUUUCAAAACACUUCACUUGCAUGCAAGUAUUGACAAGCAUCAGCGAUUAUGCAGAGUUGAAGAGGACGUUAACCUCUAUUCACGAGUUGUUAAUGCUUCAGGAUAAAUAGACGAAGAAACCUAAGCAAUUAUAAUCAUUUAGUAAUUAGUACGUGAUUUUCAGGAGUUUAAAUUAAAAUUGAUAUAUAUAAAAAAAGAAGAAAAAGGGAAACGUAACUCAAAGUGAACUGGAAGAGAAACCAAUUAUGAAUUGGAUUUUAUACUCCAGAUGGAUUCGGAGAUAAAGCCCUACAGGUCAUUGCCACCUCUUGUUGAGGGCAAGAUUCAAGGGUAUCUCAAGCUAAUUGUUGACGAGGUCGUUUGGUCAAGAAAGAGUCCAGGAGACAUCACUGUAGUAGCUGUCUGGUGGGGAGAACUUGACAGUGCUCAAUUUAGGCCUGUCGAUAUUAAUACAGGAACACAACGAGCAGGCGAUGAUAUAGUAGAAACUUAUGCUAUCAGAACAAAUACAAAGCUUUUUGGAGAAUAUCUGAAAAAUUGCGAGACAAUUGAAUUCGUUGUUAUUAUAGAAAAAACACAUCAAUUUAUUGGAUCGGCUCAUAUUUCUGAUCUUAUAGAGAUUUCAAAGGUUAAAGCAAUAAGUAGGUAUGUGCCGAUAAUAAGCGAAGGUGGCAAUAGAUUAGGUGAUAUUCAUGUUGGAAUCAAAUUGUUGAUAAAUACUAAUAGAAUUUCAAUGAUGCCUGUUAAAGAAAAUGACUUUCAUAAAUAUGAAGAGGAUAUUAAAAAAUCAGUUUUACACCAUGAAGAUUUGGAUCUAAAACUUGAUAGCAACUGUAAAAAUGACUAUAGUAGAAAUUUGUUUAACUAUAGAAAGAAUACUCCUUUAGCAGUAAAAAAUGCUAAACACAAUGAAAAUGUCUGUAAGUCUAUUCUUAAGGAGAAAAGAGCAGAUUGGGAACAGUCUCCAAAAAAACCUAAUAGUGGAGUAACAGAUAAGCUUGUAGCACAAGUUCUUGCAAGAGCUCAGAGAUUAAGAGGCGUACUGUUAAAGGAAGCUUGCGAUGAAGAUUUAUUGGCUGCUAAUGAAAGAUCAAUGCUAGGAAUAUCAGAAUCAGAUUCUUCUAUAGAAAAUGAAGCAAAGCUGUACGAAUAUUUCCUUGGGAAGAAAAUGAGUCACUGGGCAGAGCAUAAAGCAUUAGAAACACUGAAAUCCACAUCACCUACACCUAGCCUACUUAAUCUUGCCACAGAAACAAUUAAAUCGUGUCAAUUCAAUAAUAAUGAAGCAGACACAAAGGAUUAUAGCUCUCACAAUAAAAUGAAUGAAAUAGAGAAAACAAUAUCCAGUGGGUCAAUUAUUACAAAAUCAAAUGAAACAUCUCCUUUGGAUCAUGUAGACAGUAUUAGAUUUAUAAUUGAAUCCUUAUCGCUGACUUCAGCAGGCUUCAGAAGAGUACGAUCUUCAUGUUUGUCUCGGGGAGAUGGCGUUCCAGUUUCUGUUACAUACUUUGUUCAGUAUGAAACAGUAUUUGCAAAUAUAAAAAAAAAUAAUAGAAAUUUAGAAAAAGAAAAUAGACCUGCACAUAUGUGUUCGAAAAGGCAGAUUGGACAAGUUAUCUACUUUAAUCAUGAAGCAGUUUAUAGUAUAUCGAAAGCUUGCCUUCAUUCAGAUACACCGAUAAAAUUUAAAGUAUUUAAUCGACACUUGAAUCAAAGAACACCAACAGAGCUCGGAAUUGGAUUUAUGCGAAUUAGUGACAUAGCGCAAACAGAUUUUUUGUCUAUGACUCAGAAAGUGGCCAUUGUUAAUAAAGGUAUCAAAAUCGGUGAACUGAAGGUAUUGACUGAAUUGGGAUGUGACUGUAUUCAUUUUGGAAGACAAUUUGUUGAAGCUGUAAUGUGUGCAAAAGAAAAUAUUCCAAUACUUGAGAUAUCAUCGUCGAUGAAUUUAGGAAGUAAUAGAUACAAAAGUGCAACAGGAACAGAAUCAAAGACAAACAGUCGAGUUUCAUCUGCUUCAAUGAAACAGAGAGGACACGUUAACAACGAAGCCGAUAAUAGCGCGAGUAAUAGAGAUGUGCCGCAACGUAACAAACAAAAUUCAGAAGACCAAAUUGUUGGUAUUAAGAAGCCUGAACAUACUAGUAAUGACAAAAUCUUGCUACAUGGAUUGAUAUUUAUCGCCGAGGGCAGAGAUUUACCACAACAGAAUACGUACUUAAUUUGUCGAGCAUUGUGGCGAGAAGACAGAGCUACAAGUCGUCUUUGUAACGGCUCCAACAAUCCCUUGUACAAUUUUCAUCAGUUGAUUCCCUUGAUACAUGGGCCAGACCUAUUGGAACGAACAAAGGACAAUUGCAUCAUAACUGAAAUUUACAGCAAGAACUCUUUAGGGACAGAUAGUCUCAUAGGCAUAGCAAAACUGCCAGUACAUCAACUCUACGUGGCCUACAGAGAUCCUCAAGUGGUACCACAUUUAUUACAAUUGAAGUAUCCCAUCAUCAGUGUCGAUGGUUGGGUUCCUAUAGUCAAUCCAGUAACUGGCCAGCCUUCUGGACAACUAUUAGCACUAGUAGCACUUGGAACUGCCGACCAAAUUGCCUUGUUAGAGAUGAUUAGAGGUCUCCGUGACUGCGCAGUCACCCCUCGUACUUUACGAAACCACCCGAACGGUGCCUUGGAACAAGAGAGAUACCGACAAGCCGUUCAAGACCCGUCAACUAAUCCAAUAAUCGAAGACCAGAAUUCUGCAAGUUGUUGUCCGAUAAUCGACAACAAUGUUCUUGCAUCGAGAGGUUCGGAGAGUCCGCGGCGAUCGACUAAUAUUCAAAUUAUGAAGACUCAGGAGUCGCAGACUGAUGUAACAACGAUCGAAGGAGCAAAAGCCACUGAUAACGUUCUCGCUCAAGCUCGAACAGAGAUCUUGAAUUCUCAAAGCUCGGUCUUACAUGAGUUGGUAGAUAGAUUAGCCCAGGUUUUGAGUGCGCCGAAAGCAAACUCCAUCCAGACCGUUGAGACCCAAACCUCUACUCCGGAGGAACUCAAAGCAUCUACAUCUGCCAAAAGACUGUGCCUGGAUCUAUCCUGCAACAACAGUCUAUCGGAUAACAGUAGUAAUGGCAGUCCUAGAGAACCCUUUCGCAUUCCUACCGAAAUGUAUCGGAGUGUCGGAGUAGGAGCUGAAUUUGAUGAAGAGGCUAAUCUGUUGCCCAGUACCAGCUACGGCAUCGAGCACUCUGAUUUAUCCCCAAGAUUACAGCCCUUGGUGGACGAUGAUCGAGAUACAGAGCGAGAACUCUCCCAUUCCGAGGAACCAUUUUUCAGAGCAGCCGUGGAAAUCGAGUGCGCUCUGCAUUUACCAAAAGUCGAGCGACUCGACGAUGCCAUCGAACCCAGCACCUAUGUCACCUUUCAAAAAUUCAGAAAUUCAACCAAUGUUGAACAGUUUGGGUCCUACGUAAUUACAAAUGUAUAUCCAAGUAACUGCAAUCCAAAAUGGGAAUGGAGAUGUGACACCAGACUACCGACUGAGCUGCUAGUUAAUGAUGAGAAAAGAAUGAUUCUAAAGGUAUGGCGAUUACUGGAUGCAGAAGUGAACUCGAAAGUUGAUUUAGAGCAUGACAUAGUCAUAGGAUUUUCCGCUUUAGACUUAUCGGUACUCACUGCAGGUUUUCCAAUAGUAUCUGGUUGGUUCCAUAUCAUGGACUUCACUGGAAAAUGCAACGGUCAGAUUAAGGUCACUGUAACUCCAUUAGAAGAUAUUUCAUCUUUUGGAAAAACAAUUUCUUCUAAAAGUCUUUCCAAAGCACCAGCUCCAGGUCCUACUGAACUUAAUUGGUGUUCGGCAUAUCCACAAAAUACGUUAAAUUCUGGUGCAACCUUCAAUAAUGCGAUUAAUCCUGCUUGUUGCGCUGAAUCUAGAGUUCCAAACAGCCACAAUCGAUUAGAUAACGAUCCUGCAGUUGAACUGGGAUUUGGAGAUGUCUCGAUGUCAUUUUUAUCUUUAUCUCUGCAACAAAAGCUUUCGGAACUACAUGAAAUUACGAAACGCCUGCAGUCUCGUUUGCAUGACGUUACGAACGCAGCAUUCGACGACGACUUUGAUAACGAUUUCGAUACAAACGAUCCGGACAUGGAUAAUGAUUACAGGAAUAAUGCAGAAAAUCCAGCAACUGCCAACACAGUGUUUUGCGACAUUGCAAACUGGUCAAUGUCUAACAAUCGACCUCCGGAUCAUGGCAUCGUGAAUGGAAGUCGAAAAUCUCACAUUUACGAGGACAAUGUAAAACAACUGUCUCAUUUAACUGGAAGCAACAACGGAAUAAGCCCGGAGCCCAAUUUUACGGAUACCGGAUAUUCGACGAGUUCGAACGUUCCUUCAAAUCGGCCGCUAUCAAAUGGCCAACAUAAUACUAUAACUAAAAACGGGAAUCAUUUGAUAAAUGACGAUUCUUCGAAUGUCAAUAACGGUUAUCCUGCUAGGGGUACCAGAACUCACAUCGGUCACCUGCUGGACAAGUUAUCGCUUCAGUUGUCCGCGGCUCCUCCACCAGCAACUUGUAGUUUUCCUAUGAAGAGGAACGUCAUUGACUUAGUGAAUAGCCUACAAUACCGAAAUAAUAGUGCGAGAUACACAGAUAGAAGGUACAGACAGAACGCUCGCACGGUUCUUACUCAGACUGAUAACGUGGAUCAAAACUCGAGGGCCAAUCUAGUGGACUCCAGAAAUUCGGAGUCGCGGAGUAAUUAUGGUAGUAACAAUGAUUUUGACAUGUCCGUUAACGGGGCUUCCGUGAGGAGAGAAAGAAUAUCUACGUUAAUUCGCGAAGAGUUGGUAGCUGAAGAGAAUAACGACACGCCCGAUUGCGACGAACUGUCCACUCACCUCGUAACUUCCAACGUUCGUCAUAUGGGUACAGGAGGUAUUUUUCAUCCUCUUAUAUACCAACAUCUGAUCCCCGAUGUCCACGCUAAUGUUGGUUCAAGCGUUACCUGCAAUGCAGCGCAAUCAGAGCAUAAUUUGGAUUCCACUCCCGAAUCAGAGGCAGUCAUGCAGUUGGACAACGCCUACGUAGAGAAUUUUAAUGCUACUAUUAAUAAUGGUUUAAGCAGAAUACGGAACCUCAUUGAUAUAGAUACUCUUCCAUCCAGCGAGGGUGGAGGUCCGUUAGGAAGUCGAGACUUAAUGGAUAUUUCUGAGGGACAUAUCGAAGCUUUUAGACUUACACCCUCUGGUGUGUCGGAGAACGUUGAUAGAAAUAUCGACGUGACUCUUGUUCGUAAACCCAGCAAUGACGACUUAAUGGCAAGCAAUAGCGCGGAGUCGACUAGUACGAUCUCUCCGGAUAAAUCCUCCGCUCGACGAACUGUCGACGUUGAUGACGACAGAUCUUUGACCUCUUCGGAAUCCUCAGUUUCCGGAGUAUCAAGACAAGCUCCUGAUGGAGGUAAUCCUGCGGAAGAAACAGGAAAGGUGCAACUAAAGACUCGAGUUCAGGAUUCUCAAGAUUCUACCACGGACAGUUAAUAGCAUUACAAUCUUUUUAAUUUGAUGCCUAAAAAGGAUCAAUGUGUAUCUCAGUAAUUUUUAUGAGGAUAGGAACUGAUUCCAAACUUAAAUGAAAGUUCUUCAUCCUGAUAAUUAUUGUUUAGACAGACAGUCCAAACGAAAGCCUCUCUUUUACAAAUGUAUUGUUCAGUGAACUUAAGGGCUUUCAGAUUUAAAUUAUACAAGCAAUUCAUUCGCGUUGUAUUAUGACUUGCAAUUUAUACUUUAUGAAAAGGACUUUAAAUACAUCGUCUGGUGAGACUAACCGAUUUCUCUAUACGAAAAGCUAGAAGGAAGUUUUUUACAAAGCUCUUUUUUUAAGUAUCGUUCAACUUGGGCACACUAACGGUGAUGCUAUUUUCAUUAAGUGUGCUACGUCGGUUUGCCGUCGUAACUUGAAGGAGCAAAUUGCAUAUUCCGUGUAACAGGAAUAUCCGCUUGUUGAUUUCAGAGUUAUGCGGUAACAAUAAUCGACACCGUCAAUUUGAAACAAUUUUCAUAAAUGACUAAAAUUGUACGUAAAAUUGUCAAGUGAAUCUCAAACGAUAUAAACAAUUUGAUAGCGGAAUUGGAAGAAACUUAAUUGCAGUUCUUAAAAAACGGAACAUGAAUCGACAAAUGUUUACAGUUCUUUUUUAUACACAGUGCACGACUGCGCCGAGAAGGCAUUCAGCCAGAAAAUGCUGAUUUAAGAGGGGUCAAAAGUAACAUUUUACUACCUAAAAUUUUUAACUCUUAAGUUAAAUUAGGAAAAAGUCUCGAGCCCCUUUCAUUUUAUUAUCUCGGAACAUGCGUCAAAGUGUUCUUUCUCUGACGACUGAAUACCGUGUAUACGUAAUAACGAUAUCCGAAAAAUCAAUAUAACUACACAGAUACUAUUCUAUCGAUCUAGUUUCCUAAGUACACUACAUUGUUUUACGCAUUUACAGCGCGAUGCGAUCAGCGAUAUUUUUAUAUAAUCUUUUCUGUACAUAGCGCUCGACUAGAAAUAUUGUAGAUGUAGAAUAUUACUGGACAUACACAUACCGAUAUUCGACGAUAAAAUAAAUCUGUACGCCAUGAAUAAAAUCAAAACACAUUCGAUGUACCUUUUAA
Messenger RNA from Orussus abietinus, 6864 nucleotides. RefSeq lists its product as uncharacterized. Bases 490 to 5748 code for a protein of 1752 amino acids. Gene Ontology annotation, cellular component: centriole; centriolar satellite. The record is from RefSeq and is a predicted model, not a curated record. Gene Ontology annotation, biological process: cilium assembly; centriole elongation. The transcript has 12 exons. NCBI's taxonomy places the organism in Eukaryota, Metazoa, Arthropoda, Insecta, Hymenoptera, Orussidae.